UGAUUUGGAGGACAUGUAGAACACAUUAUUUAUUACAUAUCUUAAUAUACCCACAUAUUAAGCUCAGCACAAACCACCAUGACUAGCUACAUAUAUAAAAGUAAAACUGAAGACCCCUCCCUUAUGUAAUGAAUACCUUAUAAAAUCCCCACAAACCAGACGAGAAUAGUUUAGUUCGCUCCGAAACGGUGUAGAAGUGUGCUGUGUUGUAUGUAGAGCUAUGGAUACCUUUUGGAGACUACUGUGCCUAAGUUUGGGACUGAUGGGAUGCCUGCACUUGAGCCAGGCAAAUGAGGUGGACAGUGUUGCCACACCAAAUAACGCGACUGAAGCAGACUCGAUAAUAACAUGUAAUCCGGCAUGUGGAGACAAUAUGGUGUGCGUGGAGCCCAACAAAUGUCGACCAGUGUGUACACAAGGUUGUGGUGAGCACGGCAUCUGCAGUGCGCGCGACACAUGUGCCUGCGAGCAGGGCUACGAGUUCGAUGAGAAGCGCCAUCGAUGCCUGCCCAAAUGUCGGCCGGCAUGUGGACCGCAUGCUGUCUGUAAGGAUCGUAAUGUUUGUGAGUGUUUGCCGGGCUACAGUGGCAAAGACUGUCACCCAAUCUGUAGCCCAGACUGUGGGGAGCAUGGAAACUGUGUGGCUCCAAACAAAUGUGCCUGCGAGCAGGGCUACGAUUGGCAAGCAAAGUACAACAAAUGCCAGCCCAUAUGUUAUCCGAUUUGUGGACCCAAUAGCCAAUGUGUUCGCCCCAAUGUCUGCCAGUGUAUGCGGGGCUACGCGAAGCUGAACGGCAUUUGCCACCUAAUGUGUCCACACGGCUGUGGCCCGCACGGCAUUUGUGUGGGUCCCAGGAAAUGUGACUGCGACACCGGCUACGAAUGGGACAAGCUGCAAGCGAAAUGCCGGCCCAAAUGUGAGCCAAGAUGUGGACUGCAUAGCUACUGCGACAGAUCGAAUCAUUGCAAGUGUAACAAGGGCUUUAUACCCAACGAUCUGCAUAGCCUCAGCUGUUCCAGGCCUCUGAACUGGUGGGUCUAUCUAGUGAUUGCCAUCAUGGUACUCGUAAUAGUCUGCAGCGUGGCUGGCAUAAUAGUCUGCUGCGUGAAACGCGGCAAUAAUGUCAGCUAUUAUCCCAAUUCCAAUUUCUCUGAUACGUCCAGAAUUGUGGGCUAAGCUUGAGCAUUACCAACUACGAACAAUGAGCUAUUCAUCAAUAAUAGUUGUACAUAUUAAAUAUAGCUGCCGCUUUUUAACCGCAACCGAUAAGAAUUAUAAAUAUUUGCGUUGCUCUGAUAUUUUUAAAAUACAACUCAUAUUGCAAUCUUUCAAAGUUA
This is a messenger RNA of Drosophila montana, 1338 nucleotides long. RefSeq names its product epidermal growth factor-like protein. The transcript is spliced from 2 exons. The record is from RefSeq and is a predicted model, not a curated record. The coding region runs from base 221 to 1177 and encodes 318 amino acids. NCBI's taxonomy places the organism in Eukaryota, Metazoa, Arthropoda, Insecta, Diptera, Drosophilidae.